AAAUACAUAAUUAAACGUAUACCAACAAAACCCCAGCCACAGGAACAGUGAGAACAGAGACAAAAGAAAAACCCUGUUCCGGAAAACACUGUGGAUUUUGUUUUAUCAGAAAAAGGAAAAUUAUUUAUUUACAUUCAAUUAAGAGGUAUAGAAAAGAAAACGGUGGCUGCAGUGAGAGUGGAGCCUACCAACCCUUGCGGUCAUACCUCGUCAGAUCCGUCCUUUUGGGCCCCACUUUUUCACUCCUUCUUCAACGCUGCUGCUUCUUCUUCUGCUGCUGCUGCUUCUGUUGGGUUUAAAAGGGAAAAGAACUACGGACAAAAGCCACACAUUCAAAAACAAAAUCUUCUUAUACAGACCCAAAAAGGGUUAAGCUUUAGUGGUGUGUGUGUUUUCCUGCCAUUGCUGGAUUCAUUCUUUCUUUGGACUUUAAAUAAUAAUAAGUGUGGCUUGUCGUGACGUGAUCGCAUUUAUGAGAUCGUUUUGAUGAUAGGAAGUAUCAUAAAUAUGGAUCUCCGAGAAGAUAGCAUAAGGUUGGAGUCCCUGCAAGCAACAUCUAGAAAUAUGUCAUCAUCGUCGUCAGCAUUCUUUUCUGCGAAUCAAUCACCAUUCUUCUCUCCAAGAUCAUCAACGUGUCAAUUGUCCGAAUCGACAAGGUCUGAUGCUCAAUGUAACAGUAUUAAUUUAAGUGCUGAUCCUCCAAGUUCCAGUUCUGGAAUCCAGGUUCCAGAAUGCCUUGCAGAAGUCGGAUUUUCUGGCUUCGAGAAAUUUGAUCACAUGCCAUCUACAACUCUUGUUGCAAGUGGCAUCCGAUCUAGUUAUGAUCAUAUGGGUGACAAUGGUUAUAAUGUCCCUAUAGCGAAGCACAGAAAGCAUAUGAGAAACCAUUAUAUGUCAUUUUCCCCUGUUCCAAUAUCAUUGUCUUCUAACCGACGGAGGAGCUAUGACGUAUACAUAGGUUUGCAUGGCCGCAAACCUUCCUUAAUGAGGUUCACAAAUUGGCUCCGUGCUGAGCUAGAAGUUCAAGGGGUGACUUGCUUUGUAUCUGACAGAGCUCGAUUCAGGAAUUCUCGUAAGCAUGAACUUAUGGAAAGGGCAAUGGAUGUUUCUUCCUUUGGGGUUGUAAUUCUAACAAGGAAGUCUUUGAGGAAUCCGUAUACUAUUGAAGAGCUUAGAUUUUUUUCAAGCAAGAAAAAUUUGGUCCCUAUCUAUUUUGAUUUGAGGCCUGGUGAUUUUCUUGUCCGAGAUAUAGUCGAGAAAAGGGGAGAGCUGUGGGAAAAACAUGGUGGUGACUUAUGGGUUCUUUAUGGAGGAUUGGAGAAAGAGUGGAAGGAAGCUGUUAAUGGCCUGGUUCGAGUGGAUGAAUGGAAACUAGAAGCGCAGGACGGUAACUGGAGAGACUGCAUAUUACAAGCUGUUACUGUUUUGGCGAUGAAGUUAGGAAGGCGAAGCGUUUUAGAGCAAUUGACAAAGUGGAGAGACAUGGUGGACAAAGAGGAAUUCCCGUUUCCUCGAAAUGAAAACUUUAUUGGCAGGAAGAAAGAAUUGUCGGAGCUGGAAUUUAUACUUUUUGGUGAUAUUACUGGAGAAUCAGAAAGGGAUUAUUUUGAGCUCAAGGCUCGAUCAAAGAGAAAGAAUUUGACUGUUGGGUGGAGUAAGAGCAGUUUGGCGGAGGAAAGGCACCGGGCGAGUGGCAGCCGGAAGGGUAAAGAACCAGUCAUUUGGAAGGAGUCUGAAAAGGAGAUUGAGAUGCAAAGUUUUGAAAGGCAACACUAUCAAAGACCAAAAGGUGGACAGAAUUCACGGAGAAAGAGAUCAAAGAAAACUGUAUAUGGAAAGGGCGUUGCCUGUGUAACUGGGGACUCAGGAAUAGGGAAGACUGAGCUUCUUCUGGAAUUUGCCUACAGAUUUCACCAGAGGUAUAAGAUGGUUCUAUGGAUAGGAGGGGAAAGCCAGUAUAUUAGGCAGAAUUAUUUAAAUCUCCGGUCGUUUUUAGAGGUCGAUGUCGGGGUUGGAAAUUCCAUUGAUAAAAGCGGGAUUGACAGCUUUGAAGAGCAAGAAGAGGCUGCUAUUUCUAGAGUCCGGAAAGAGCUAAUGCGAAACAUACCUUUUCUGGUGGUGAUUGAUAAUUUAGAGAGUGAAAAAGAUUGGUGGGAUCAGAAGCUUGUAAUGGAUCUUCUUCCUCGUUUUGGCGGUGAGACCCACAUUUUGAUAUCCACUCGCCUUCCGUGUGUGAUGAACUUAGAACCGUUAAAACUCUCAUACUUGUCUGGAGUGGAGGCAAUGUCAUUAAUGCAGGGAAGUAUGAAAGACUACCCUAGUGCAGAUAUUGAUGCACUUAGGAUCAUCGAGGAGAAAGUUGGGAGGCUAACUUUGGCCUUGGCAAUUGUAGGCUCAAUGCUGUCCGAGCUACCCAUAAAUCCAAGCAGGCUGCUAGAUACCAUCAAUAGGAUGCCCUCGAGAGACAUUUUAUGGAGUGGUAGGGAAGUUCAUUUAUUGAGGAAAAACACUUUCCUGCUGCAACUCUUUGAGGUAUGUUUUUCGAUAUUCGUUCAUGCAGAUGGACCAGGGAGCCUGGCAACGAGAAUGGUCCUGGUGAGUGGUUGGUUUGCACCUGCUGCCAUUCCAAUUUCCCUGUUAUCCUUAGCUGCUCACAAGGUACCCAAGAAACAUAACGGAACCCAGUUUUGGAGAAAGUUAUUGCAUUCCUUGACGUGUGGUUUUUCUUCAUCUUACUCAAAGAGAUCCGAAGUAGAAGCAUCGUCCAUGUUAUUAAGGUUCAAUCUUGCAAGAAGUAGCACCAAGGAAGGUUAUAUCCAUUUCAAUGAGCUCAUCAAGGUUUAUGCUCGGAAGAGAGGAGUUACCGGAGCUGCUAAUGCCAUGGUACAAGCUGUUGCUAGUCGCGGAUCAUUAUCCCUCCAUUCGGAACAUGUAUGGGCAGCAUGUUUCUUGCUAUUUGGAUUCGGUAAUAACCCUAAGGUCGUUGAGCUCAGGGUGUCGGAACUGUUAUGCCUUGUAAAACAAGUGAUUUUGCCUCUUGCGAUUUGGACAUUCGUUACAUUCUCGAGGUGUGGUGCUGCUCUUGAACUCCUCCGGGUAUGCACCGAUGCUUUGGAGGCAGCAGACGAGGCAUUCCUUACCCCGGUUGAGAAAUGGUUGGACAAAUCACUAUGUUGGAAGCCCAUCCAAACUAAUGCUCAAUUGAAUCCAUAUCUGUGGGAGGAGUUGGCAUUAUUGAGAGCCACCGUGCUAGAAACCAGAGCAAAGUUAAUGGUAAGAGGGGGACAAUUCGACAUCGGAGAUGACCUGAUUCGGAAAGCUAUUUUUAUUAGAACUUCAAUCUGCGGUGAGAAUCAUCCGGAUACCAUAGCUGCUCGUGAAACACUGAGCAAACUUACCCGGCUUCUUGCAAAUGUUGAGACUCAUACUUCAUCAUAGACUCUAUAUUUUCUUGUUAGCAAUUUUAACCUUAGACUAUACAAAGUUUACAAAUAACAACUCCUGUAAACAGUUCACAGAAUUUCUUCUUCUUCUUCUUCUUAAUAUUGCAUUCUAUUCGAUUCAAUGCAGAAACCAACUAUUCUAACCA
Messenger RNA from Gossypium arboreum, 3589 nucleotides. RefSeq lists its product as uncharacterized. Gene Ontology annotation, biological process: recombinational repair; signal transduction. NCBI's taxonomy places the organism in Eukaryota, Viridiplantae, Streptophyta, Magnoliopsida, Malvales, Malvaceae. Bases 487 to 3438 code for a protein of 983 amino acids. The transcript has 2 exons. The record is from RefSeq and is a predicted model, not a curated record. Gene Ontology annotation, molecular function: ATP hydrolysis activity.